This is a messenger RNA of Protopolystoma xenopodis, 567 nucleotides long. The record is from the annotation of a GenBank genome assembly. Lineage: Eukaryota; Metazoa; Platyhelminthes; Monogenea; Polystomatidea; Polystomatidae.
GUGUGUUUCAACUCGCGUGGCAACCAUCUGCUGACGGCGUCUGCCGAUCGGACCUCUCGACUUUGGGAUGUAGAGACGGGCCAGUUGCUGGACGUUUUAAUGGGGCACACGGACGAAAUAUUUAGCUGUGCCUUCAAUUACGAGGGCGACUAGUUCUACACUUCACCUACUCCGACUCGUGUUUUUUGGCGAGCCGGUUUUCCGGCGUCAACGGACAGAACAACAAAAUUGCACUCUGCGUCAGUCUUCAAGUGGAUCCGUUCUGUUGUCGCAAGGCUGGACGUCGUUAAUUAUUCAGUCGGGCAAAUGAGCACUGCCCAGUGUCUUGUUGAGGACAGCCGAGGAGACGGAUGGGAUGAAUACUUGAUUGACAACGGUACAAUGCACUGCCCAAACUGCAUGGGGCCGGAUCAGGAAUGCUUUGAGGAGUGGAGAAAUGACGACAAGAUACAAAGAUUUAACCCUCAUCACCGUUCCCUAGUCCAUAUUGCAGCUUCAAUAAUGCAGGAUACACGACACUUUGGUCGCGGAGACCUGACCAAAUGUCCUACAUUGUGUGCAUACUAG